Molecule: messenger RNA, 2010 nt
Organism: Naegleria lovaniensis
Lineage: Eukaryota; Heterolobosea; Eutetramitea; Acrasida; Naegleriidae
Exons: 2
Coding region: 1-2010 (669 amino acids)
Biological process (GO): mitotic DNA damage checkpoint signaling; protein phosphorylation
Cellular component (GO): nucleus
Molecular function (GO): protein serine/threonine kinase activity; ATP binding
Source: RefSeq, a predicted model, not a curated record
AUGAACAAUCACGUUGUUGUUAUUGGUAGUGGUAGCGGAGCCAGCAGUACGAACAACAGCCAUGCCAGUAAUAGUGCCAACUUGAUCCAUCAUCAUCAUUCCGUGGACUCUCCUUCUGAAUUCUUUACCAAUGAUAAUUAUUCUCCGUUGGUGGUUCAAACAUCAUCACUGGCAGUAUUUCCAUCUACAAAAUCCAAACGUCAUUCUACCUCUUAUAUAUCCUCCUCUUCCUCAUCAUCCUGUAAUAGUAACACUACAGCCAACAAUACUUUGAACACAAAUAAUGACAACAACAACAAUAGAAACACCAAUAAUUUGUACAGAACUACCACUACUCCAUCCACAACAAUAGCUCCCACUCAAACUGCCGGCACUGCUCCGCCUGUCCAACAGCAGCAACACCUUCUUCAAGAAUGUAAUAGUUCUACAUUAUCGGAAAGCGUCUUACAACAACGAGUACGAUUCAUCAAAGACAAAAUGUUGUUGUUAGUUAACUUUGAAGGACUCACUUUGAGAUCACUCAACGAUGUAAAUACAAUUCAACAGGUAUUACAAGAAUUGGUUGGAUUUCAUAUGAAGAAUAUUCUACAAUCGGCGCAACAAAGCCGAAAAGACAAAUAUGGAAAGCUUUACUCUUCAAAUGCACUAAGAUUGCAACAACAAUAUCAGAUUGAUUGUUUUGUAUGCUAUGAAAAUUUUAGCUGUGACAAUGAGGAUUUAUGGAUUCGAUUUCAACACACAAUGGAAUCUCUGCAGCAACAAUUUAACUUUCGAAUGUUUGAAGAAUUUUCAUGUAAAACUGGCUAUGAAGCUCGAGUCUCACAAGCCAUGUCAAUACUGGCAGAGCAAGAUCAUGUACCUGCAGUUUUUAGUCGAUCACUUUCUCCUCCAAGAUCAUCCUACAUGAAUUCAUUGGAAAGAGAUCACAACGAUUCACCAAGUAAUACCGCAAUAUCACCUCUCGGGUUAACAAAACCAUUGUCUCAUGACAUUAUUUCGGAUCAUUUGGACAGCGCGUUAAAUAGUAUCACAAAACAACCUGUCAAAAACUCAAUUCAGUAUCAUGCCAAGUAUUUCACAUCACCUACUUCAACCACAUCAAGCCAUCAAAUGGACGACUCAAAAUCGACCUCAUCAGAGGCAUAUGUCACUAUUAACAACCGAUUUGAGCUGUACAAGGUUCUUAGCCGAGGCACCUAUGGAACCGUCUACAAAGGAAAAGAUAAGCUUCACAACACGAGUGUUGCUGUGAAAGAGCUUGAUCUCGAAAUGAUGGAUAAAAUUGGGGCAAUAGAAUUCGCACAAAGAGAAGUUGAAAUUAUGAAAUUAAUCAAGGAUCACCCACACCCUCAUAUUGUAAAUACUUUAGACGUGAUAGAAGAGUAUGAACCAAUCGUUUUAUCCUGUAGCAACAAGCCACCAUCAAAAUCUUUUGUGUAUAUUGUGACAGAAUUUUGUGAAAAGGGCUCUCUGGAGAAUCCUUUAGAUGAACAUGAGCAACACAAAGAAGAGGACGUACAACGAUAUUAUGUACAAAUGGUAUUGGCUAUUGAACACAUGCACAAUGUUUUAUCAAUUUUGCACCGUGAUAUUACAUUAAGUAAUGUUUGUCUUGAUGGAAAUGGUAAUGUCAAAAUUGUUGAUUUUGGAUUGAGUGACAAGUUUGAAAAGGGAAAGAAAUAUCAUAGACUCUUUGUAGGAAAUGGCGGAUAUUGUUGCCCUGAAGUUUUGCUCAAGAAAUGCUAUGCUGAGGAAAUUGAUGUGUAUGCUCUUGGAGUGGUCCUCUACAAACUGCUUACAGGAUAUUUGCCAUUUCGAACGGCUCAAGACAAAUUUUCAAUGAACUACUUUAUUCCACUUGAGGAAGAAGAACAAAUUUCUGACACGGCGAAAAACGUGAUUCAGAAUUUAUUGGAGAUCAAUCUUGCAAAACGAUGGAAAAUAGAUGAUGUCAAACAAGACAUUUGGUUCAAGGAAGGUUAUCAAAAGUGGCAAUGUAGCAAACACUAA